Molecule: messenger RNA, 2235 nt
Organism: Malurus melanocephalus (red-backed fairy wren)
Lineage: Eukaryota; Metazoa; Chordata; Aves; Passeriformes; Maluridae
Gene: PROX2
Product: prospero homeobox 2
Exons: 5
Coding region: 1-2235 (744 amino acids)
Biological process (GO): regulation of transcription by RNA polymerase II
Cellular component (GO): nucleus
Molecular function (GO): RNA polymerase II cis-regulatory region sequence-specific DNA binding; DNA-binding transcription factor activity, RNA polymerase II-specific
Source: RefSeq, a predicted model, not a curated record
AUGGGUGUAUCACCCAGUUUCUGGGGGGCUGCCAAGCCUCAGAACAGGGGCAGGGAUGCCGUGGAAAUCUGGGAGGAAAAAUCUCUGUCCAUGUGCUUGGAAAACUGCUGUAUGAGGUCCUUUUUCUUGUUCUUUCUCCAGUUCCRCACCGCUACCAGGCUGAAACAUCAAACAUCUGGGAAACCUGCCAGUCUGUCCAGGCAGGAAGAAGAUACGAUGGACAGCAGGACUGGCUUUGAGCAGGACAGAGACUGUGCCACUUCAGGGCAUGGUCAGGGGCUGAAAUUGGAGCCCUGUUUCCAGACUGACUCUCUCUUGCCUUCCCCUGACACAACUCUGAUACCACAGCUCCUCAGCCACCCCAUGGCUGGCAGGAGCCCGGAUCCCACCAUCCUUUUCCCUUCCUCUCAGACAGUGGCCCUGCCUCUUGACUACAAAUGUUGUGCACGUCCUGGAGAAGAAGCGCAAGGCCUGGCUUUCCCCAUGACCCAUGGCCCGGCUCCUGUGCCCUGUGCUGAUGGGGACCAGCUCUCCAAGCAGCACCCACGGGACCAGCUGUCUGACCAGCACCUACGAGCCAAGCGGGCCAGGGUGGAGAGCAUCAUCCAGGGCAUGAGCCUUCCACUAACCCCUCAGGCAUUUGACAUGAGCCUGAGGGCAGCUUUUAGGCAUGAGAGGGACAGGGGUGGUGAGGUACCCCGGGAGAGCAAGGGGAAGCUGAGGGUGCCUCAGCAGGGCGUGGGGACAGCUGGACAAGUGGCUCCCACAGGGGACAGCUCCCAUGCCAAGGGCUGCCAGCAGCUGAAAGAGCAGCUCUGCUUUUUAGAGCAGCAGCUGARGUGGCUUCAGGAGAAGUUUUACCAGGUCUGUGACUCUGAGGAUGCUUCCCAAACCCAGGAAGAUUCCGAGAAAGUGCAGUUACUACCUGGAAAGACUGGAGGCAGACGGAACAAGGACAGUGCCACUGCCACCAGCAACCCAUGCAAAGUGCCUCUCAGGAGGAGCACCCUGGAGGUGCAUGGGCUGGAGGAAGCUGAGGACAGAGGUGACACAGGUGGCCUGCCCUCAGCAGUGAGGGUCCUCUCACAGGCACUGAAGCACGAGCUGGCUGUGGUGACAUCCCAGGUAGUGGACUCUGUCCUGAAGACUGUCUGGCCAAAGGCAGGCAGCCACAUCCAGAAGCAGCACCACAGCCUCCCGGUGCCAGGGCCAGUUGCCAGGAGACAGAAUUCUGCUGGUGGGAAAUGCAGAAAGUCACUUGCUAAGCCAUCUCCCAUGAAUGCACCAGGCUCGCUGGGCUCACCCCAGGCUGAGGUCCUGCCAAGAGCUUUGGAGAAGAGCCUGGGCUCUUAUGCUGGCUCCUUCAGCUCAAAGGGGGUCAGAAAAUCCUCUCAGCUACCCAGUAUGGGUUAUUCAGUGGGCACAGCCACCCCUGACCAGGACAGCCAGCUSCUGAGCCAGCUGUUGGGCUAUGGCCAGCACAGCCUCUGGGGCAGCGACUCUCGUGAGAACACAUCUGCUCUGGAGAGGGGUUGUCCAGAACCACUCAAUUUGCACUGGGGAAAUGUCAAACUGAGGUCAUCGAUUGUGAGACAGCAGCAGCAGCAUCCCCUGCCCCUGAGCCCUUCUGACAUGGAGAGCCUGGCACUGUCAGCUGACAGGGACRGCCGCAGCGAGCAGCCAGCUGCGAUGGACCGAGUGCCCUUUGCCUCGACCCAUAUAUCCUUUGGGGGCAGCURGAGGCAGAUGCAGGAGGUGCUGACCCCUGGACACCUGAAGAAGGCCAAGCUGAUGUUUUUCUUCACCCGCUACCCCAGCUCCACUCUGCUGAAGAGCUACUUCCUCGAUGUGCAGUUCAGCCGCUGCAUCACCUCCCAGCUCAUCAAGUGGUUCAGCAACUUCCGUGAGUUUUACUACAUCCAGGUGGAGAAGUUUGCCCGGCAGGCCCUGCUGGAGGGUGUUGUGGAUCCUUGCACCCUCCAGGUCUCCCGGGACUCGGAGCUCUUCCGUGCCCUCAACAUGCACUAUAACAAGGGGAAUGACUUCGAGGUGCCAGGGCGGUUCCUGGAGGUGGCCAGCCUGACACUGCAGGAGUUCUUCAGUGCCGUCAGGGCAGGCAAGGAUGCUGAUCCCUCCUGGAAGAAACCCAUUUAUAAAAUCAUUUCCAAACUGGACAGUGACAUCCCAGAAGGGUUCAAAGCUGCCAGCUGCUCCCAGGAACUGCUCCACAGCUAA